AUGACCCCGCGAGCCGGAACCAUGCGGCUAGCCUGCAUGUUCUCAUCCAUCCUGCUGUUUGGAGCCGCAGGCCUCCUCCUCUUCAUCAGCCUGCAGGACCCCACGGAGCUCGCCCCUCGACAGCUGCCAGGAAUAAAGUUCAGCAUCAGGCCGCAGCAGCCCUACAACGACCUCCCACCAGGCAGUUCCCAGGAUGGUGACUUGAAGGCACCUACGGAAAAGGUCCCCAGAGACUUGUCCAGCCGGGCCCCGAGGGGCUCCCGCCUGCUGGUGCCCGACCGGCCUCAAGCCCAGCUAAACGUGGGGACCCGGCUCCGGCCCCGGCAGCGCCGCCGGCGGCUGCUUAUCAAGAAAAUGCCGGCUGCGACAGCCAUCCAGGCCAAUGGCUCGGCCGGCGCCUUGGCGCGGCCGGCACCCUGGGCCCCCGACGGCCACUGGGUCACCCUGCACCACAGCCAGCAGGAGCGCAAGCGGGUGAUGCAGGAAGCGUGUGCCAAGUACCGGGCCAGCAGCAGCCGCAGGGCGGUCACCCCCCGCCACGUGUCCCGCAUCUUCGUGGAGGACCGCCACCGCGUACUGUACUGCGAGGUGCCCAAGGCGGGCUGCUCCAACUGGAAGCGGGUGCUCAUGGUGCUGGCGGGGCUGGCCUCGGCCACCGCCGACAUCCAGCACGACACCGUGCACUACGGCAGCGCCCUGAAGCGGCUGGACACCUUCAACCGCCAGGGCAUCCUUCACCGCCUCAGCACCUACACCAAGAUGCUCUUCGUCCGCGAGCCCUUCGAGAGGCUGGUCUCCGCCUUCCGCGACAAGUUCGAGCAUCCCAAUAGCUACUACCACCCCGUGUUCGGCAAGGCCAUCCUGGCCCGGUACCGGGCCAACGCCUCCCGGGAGGCCCUGCGGACGGGCUCUGGCGUGCGCUUCCCCGAGUUCGUCCAGUACCUGCUGGACGUGCGCCGGCCCGUGGGCAUGGACAUCCACUGGGACCACGUCAGCCGGCUCUGCAGCCCCUGCCUCAUCGACUAUGACUUCGUGGGCAAGUUCGAGAGCAUGGAGGACGAUGCUAACUUCUUCCUGAGCCUCAUCCGGGCGCCGCGGAACCUGACCUUCCCCCGGUUCAAAGACCGGCACUCGCAGGAGGCGCGGACCACGGCGCACAUCGCCCACCAGUACUUCACCCAGCUCUCGGCCCUGCAGCGGCAGCGCACCUACGACUUCUACUACAUGGACUACCUGAUGUUCAACUACUCCAAGCCCUUUGCGGACCUGUACUGA
Molecule: messenger RNA, 1275 nt
Organism: Neomonachus schauinslandi (Hawaiian monk seal)
Lineage: Eukaryota; Metazoa; Chordata; Mammalia; Carnivora; Phocidae
Gene: CHST8
Product: carbohydrate sulfotransferase 8
Exons: 3
Coding region: 1-1275 (424 amino acids)
Biological process (GO): carbohydrate biosynthetic process; proteoglycan biosynthetic process
Cellular component (GO): membrane
Molecular function (GO): sulfotransferase activity
Source: RefSeq, a predicted model, not a curated record